This is a messenger RNA of Drosophila elegans, 720 nucleotides long. RefSeq names its product neural Wiskott-Aldrich syndrome protein. Bases 95 to 343 code for a protein of 82 amino acids. The transcript has a single exon. Lineage: Eukaryota; Metazoa; Arthropoda; Insecta; Diptera; Drosophilidae. The record is from RefSeq and is a predicted model, not a curated record.
UGAGUUGCGCAUUCAGUUAGUUCAGUUAGCAGCGAUAAGUCGACAUAAUUGGAGCUCCUAGAAUCCUUUGAUUGGAAAAUUAAAUUAACCCGAGAUGCCACCACCACACGAUCAUUGUGGAGGACCACCACCACAUCGCCGUGGUCCCGUGAUUAAGGUGCAGAUCGCACCACCAUGGCCGCGUCGCCACCACCGCCCACAACCCCAAGUUGUGGUGGUGCAGCAGCCACCACCACCCCCACCGCCAGUUAUGGUGGUGCAGCAGGCGCCACCACCGCCCUACUACCAGUAUCCACCACCACCGCCUCCCGGUAGCAGCCACUACCACAACCCACAAUAUUGAGAAGGAAUCUGGGGAUCUGAAAAUCAGCCAUGAUGAAUUUAUUUUAGAUAGCAUUAAUAAACUAGUAAUAUCACCAAUAAAGUAUUUGCAGUUGCGGUCAAAAUAAUAGUAGUGUUUUAGCUUACGGAAAAGACAUAAAAAAACAGUUGAAAAAAAUGUAAUUGUAGGAAGCUAAUACUAUAAGCACUUGCAGGUCAAAAUAAAAGUAUUAAAUCAAAUCAAAUUAAUAUAAGUUUAUUAACGUAUGGAACAUCAAAGACUAAUGUUUAUUGGUAAAUAAGCAAUAUGCUUAAUUAAAGUAAAAGUUGUCCUAUGCUUUACAGAUCAUGUUUGUUUACAACUACUAUUAUUUUGACCGCAGUUGUAUUCAAACCUAA